CGACGACAGCCGCGUGUUUACCGAGAAGCCACCCACUCCGUCUGCGGGUGGACGACUCACUACGAGAAAACCGAAGCCCGCGGGGCGAGUAACUCCGGAGCGGAAAAAGCCGACAACUCAGUCCGCGAUAGAGCUCACCACCACCAAGGGACGACAACUCAAGCCCAACGGGGCGGUGACUAUGAAAUGGAAUAAACUGAAAACGACCGCAUCGAGUCUGUGCUCGGAACGAAACGUCCACAACGAAAUGAACAAGUGCUCUCUGCACCUGGAACAACCGCCAGAAGUGAUGGACAGAGAGGGAUGCAGGUAGAUGUGGUUUGGCCUUCAUUCUUAUUACAUAGAAUAUGUGAACAUGUAACCUCUAUUGCAGUGGUUUUCAACCUUCCUAAUGCCAUGACCCUUUAACACAGUUCCUCAUGUUGUGGUGACACCCCCCCCAUCCCCCCAAAACCAUAAAAUUAUUUUCGUUGCUACUUCAUAAAUAUGUGUUUUCCGAUGGUCUAAGGCGAUAACUGUGUACGGAGCGUGCGACCCUCAAAGGAGUGGGACCCACAGACUGAGAACCUCUGUUAUUGUGGAUUUCACCCGUAUUUAAAGAAUACCUUACCAAAAACUCUGCAAUGCCUUCAUUUUAUGAUUUUAUUAUAGGCUAAAUUGUUUGUUUGGGGGGCGGGGUCAUUUAUAUGGUAAUCUUUGUAAUGCUUGAUCAAAGGCAUCAGAUGAUUUUAGUUGCUUCAAUUUCAAGGAGAAAAAUGCCAACGUUUUGUUUUUUUGAGAAGUUUUAGUGACGUAAAUUUUUAAUUUUAACAUAAUUUUUUAUUCUUAUUGUUCUCUUCAAAUUUAAACGUGCACUCUAUAGUAUACGUAAGUAUGGAACAAAAUAAAGCCAUGUCGAAAUUGUUCUAAAUCUUUGCCUUCAUGUUACCUCAGAUACCAGCGCAACUUUCUACAAUGCCUGAAUCGUUUGAUGAGAAACUGCCCCGACGUCACUGGAAACUUUGAUACCAUUCUAGCCGUGUCACAAGAAACGUUUGACAUUCUGUGUAAGUGUUAUACUUGUGUUUAAAAAAAAAAAAAAAAUGGCGUUUAGAAAACUAAACACUACCUUUCUGAAAGGAAUAAGAUGUCAAACAAAAUAAAUUAAAAUUUUUUUAUUUAUUUUUUUUUAAUUAAAAAAAAAAAAAAGAUGGCUUUUAGAAAAAUAAACACUGCCUUUCUGGAGGGAUUGAGAUGUCAAACAAAAUAACUUAAAAUUUUUUUAUUUAUUUUUUUUUAAUUAAAAAAAAAAAAAUCAAAAGGCAUAAUAAUUUUGAAUUGGUUAUUAUAACAUCAUAAACAAUCUGUAUUAAUAUAAAUUUCUAGCAAUUAAAACCUUUCCUUGAUGAACAUAAACCUUUUCAACCGUAACAACAAACAACACAACCGAAUGGAACAAGUACUUUAAAAUUAAAUAUAUAACCAGAUCGAUACCCAUUUCAAACAACUCAUUCGUAACGCUAUUUAACUCUAAUAAUUAAUGACCAACACUGCUAUAAAUCAAUGAAGAAAACUUUGAAAACUUACCGCAAACUGUGAUGAGGGAAACUAAACAUAUCUACGUUCUUUAAAAAAAAAAAAAAUUACAAAAAAAGAAACAACAAAAUUAGAUCGGAAAAAAAAAAAAAAAAAAAAAAAAAAAAAAAAAAAAAUAAAUAAACCCCCCCCCCCCCCCACUUUAAAAAAAAACAACAAAAAAACAAAACACCGGAAGUGGUGAUUUUAUGCUUUAAAAAAAAAGAAUGUUAAAAAAAAAAGUUCAAAGGUUUUUUGUAUAAAUUGUCUCAGAGAUCUCCUAUAUACCUAAAAAUUGGACCAGUUUUAAAUAUUCUUUUUUAUAAUCGUUCCUGUUAGACAUUAUUAGCAAAGAGCAUUCAUGAAAACUCCAGUUUGUUACUUCAGUAGAACAGUUUAAACUAAAUUCAAAUAAUUCUACAUUGUUUUAAUACCAAUCAAUCAAGUUUCGCAAAGGAAGCCCGGCAGUAUGACAUGGAAUGCGCGGUCAGUCAUCAGAAUCUAUUUCUUUGACAUCUAUUUGAACAGGUUGUCGGGGUUCCUACUUCCUCAUCUCACAUCUCAUUUUCUUUUGGUCCAAUCACGACUUGGAUACAACCCAUAAACAAGGGGNGUGAGGAGGGGGGGGGUCUAACGUUAGCCAUCAUUUGAGCAUUCGUCGGUUGUGUGUCAUUUGUUAAAGUAUCUAGACACCAUUCCGUGGGGGGGAGGGGGGGUGGGGGGGAGGAAGGGAAAUCCAGCUGCAAGGGUUGUCAAACAUUCGGAAUGAUAAACGGAUUAAAUUAUCCACUAAAAAUAGACAGUGUUCUUGAACUGGCAUUUCAAAACGGGACAGGCCGUCUUAAUGCCAAACCUUGGAAACGACUUAAAUACACUAAUGUACCCUCUGGUGGUACAUGUACGACAGAAUUUGAGAAUCGAAUCUCUGUGCCAAUUUUUUUUUUACUCUCGUUUAUGGUGCGCUGCGUGCCGUUGGGGUUGUAAGUAGCCAUAAACUUCGCACAUCCGUGCUUAUCAAGACAUUCGGGAAAACGUGUGAUGUUUCCCAAAGAACGGAAUGGAGGAUAUGGGGCUUCAAAAUGGAAAGACACGCGGGCCACGAAGCAAAUGGAAAGUUCAACCAAUAGCGUUACAUCUAUUGGUGAGCCAUCAAUAGGAAACUUUUGAUUAAAAUUAGCUCAAAUGAAUCAGUCACUUCGGUAUUUGACCUGAUCGCCCUGCUUAAAACAUGCACAUAAAUACAUAAUAAAUGCCAGCGUUUUUUUUCUUUCUGUUUAUUAUUAAAAAGUUAUAAUCGUCAAAGCUGCGGUGUUCGAGAGAAAUAAAGCAUCUCCAAUGUUUCCCCCUGCAGUAACAAUGACAGGGACCCGAGCUAGAUAGGGGCCCGAGUAAGAUAGGGGCCCGAGAAAGAUGAGGCCCGAGCCAGAUAGGGGCCUGAGUAAGAUAGGGGCCCGAGAAAGAUUAGGCCCGAGCCAGAUAGGGGCCUGAGUAAGAUAGGGGCCCGAGCUAGAUAGGGGCCCGCCCUUUUUCGAGUUUUAAAAAAAAUAUACGCACAUGUUUGAAACACGAAAGGGGCUAGAAUUCUGUCAGCUGCCUGGGCCCCAGAAUUUCCUAGGCGCGGGCCAGGAAGACUGACUGAUCUCUUCUUUGACUCUCUCAUGAGGUGGAAGUUAGCUACUGCGGAUUGGAAGAAAAAAAAAAGAAGAAGUACAUUUUUAAAUGAUGAAAAUAAAAUGUUUAAAAAUAAAAUUUAAAACCAAAAACGUUGACAUGUGCAUGAAUAGACGAUGGGUUCUAAGAACUUCAACAUGUUUAGUAUCACCUAUGUAUUUAAAUGGUGGCUUUUUUCUUUAAAUAAUUUUUGUACUAACGUUGUCCAAACGGCCAGCGGCGAAAUGGACUGGAGGCGAAAAAGCCCGGAGGCGAAAUAGCCCGGAGGCGAAAUGGCCCGGAGGCGAAAUGGCGUGGAGGCGAAAUGGCGUGGAGGCGAAAUGGCCUGGGGGCGAAAUACGGUCGGUGAAUCACCAUAGAUCCCGGUAAGCCAAGAUAUUCGGUUUGGGUCUCUAACUCAGAGAAAUAUAAAAUUCACCCCCCCCCCCACAAACUGCUAAAAGUAGGUCCAACUAUAUACUGAUCAUUGUUGACAAAAGAUACAGUUCUACACGUCAUGAGCGAAAUGGCGUGGAGGCGAAAUGGCCGGGGGGCGAAAGACGGUCGGUGAAUCCCCAUAGAUCCCGGUAAGCCAAGAUAUUCGGUUUGGGUCUCUAACUCAGAGAAAUAUAAAAUUCACCCCCCCCCCCCCACAAACUGCUAAAAGUAGGUCCAAAUAUAUACUGAUCAUUGUUGACACAAGAUACAGUUCUACACGUCAUGGACGAAAUUAAAUUAUUGUUAUUAUUUUUUUUUGGUGGAAAAGUGGAAAGGGGGGGGCACUUAUUUGAAUACCGUUGUCAAUUAUAAAUUAAGUACACAUGUAUAACAAAUUCAUCCCUCCAAUGCUUAGUUAAUAACGCAAACCUUGCCUCGUGAAAGUAAGAAGCAGGAACAUUAACGCGCCUGUUGGGAUUCCCCAAGUUGUCGUCACAUCGGGACAUCCUUAAACCAUGAUCAAGGCCGAAUCCAGAGCAACGAUUGUAAGCCUCACUUUGAACAUUUCUUGACACAGCAACUACGUCCGGAAAAAAAAAAUGUAACAUGAUUAUUUCACUACGGAACCAUCAUUUCCAAUGUUAAUACAGGAUCCGGGUGAUGUAUCCAAAAAGCUUAGAGAAAAAGGGCGUGGGGGGGGGAUGAAUGACUAACUAUGAUUAUCAUCCCAUUUUCCAGAUCGUGCGCCGCACUUCUAUAAUCUUAUCAUUUCCUGGAAUACGAGGAAGAUGUUUUUUGUUUUUGUUUUUUUUUUCAUCUUCAUCGAGGAUAAUAAACUGUGGAUAAAAACACACCCCAAAAAAAAAAAAUAAUAUAUAACUAAAAUCCGAUAAUCCUUUGUGCAGACGAUGUGGAUCUUCAAGAACCGGAGACCAGUUCGCGGCGUCGUCACUUGAAUGUGAAAGGCAGCUGAGUCUAUAACAAAAUCUUCUCGUGGCGGGCUUGGGCGCCCGCAGGUAGGGGCAAGGUGGGGCACUUGCCCCCCCCCCUGGAUUGAUUGGAUAAAAAAAAUUAUAGACAAAAAUAGACACAAAAUGUAUUAAAGUAAAGAGAAAAUAAAGGGAAAGUAACUAAGAUGAUGCCCUGUCCGUUCGUUCACCAUACAAAUACGCUACAGUAAAUUAAAAUUACAUUAAAACAUUACUAAAAUUUGUUUGCCCCCCCCCACUGGAAAGUUAAUCGAUUUUUUUGCCCCCCCCCCCAGAAAGUUUUCUGCGGCCGCCCAUGGUGGCGGGUACGUUGCCAAUGUCACGUUGAUUUAAGUCGGAAUUAAAAUUGCUGUUUAUAUAAUAUCAACAUUUGCACCUCGGUAUACGUCCUUAAUCCGUUCCAGAUCCUUGGACGUAUACCAAACAGGACGUAUGCCAAACGUAGUUUUACCAUAAGAAAUAUAGGGAAAAUGAUUCAUCCGUUCCCAUGAUAAAAAAAAAUCAUAUUGUUAUUGGCAUAUUAUACAUUUAUUGAUGCGGUUGAAUGAAAUAAUUUAAACAUUGCUUAAUACUAAAAUACAUAAAUAAAAAGAACUUAGGUGAAAUAAAUGAAAAUUGAACCUCACUUUACCUUGGUGAGAAGAGUCAAGUGCUUACUAAUAUGGUGCUGAGAAGGAGGAGAUGUUAUUGUUUUGAAGGAGAGUCCGCGUCUAUUAAAACUUCAGGAAUAUUGCAUUCUGUUGCUUUUUUCUGUCUCUUUUCCCUAGUUGACACUGGUUGAGGCUCAUCAGGUUUGACUUUUACUAAAAAUCUGUCUAAAGAUGCUUACUUUUGAUUUAUCCUUAGGAUGUUUCGAAAAUGUGACAUUCUCUGGUCAUUCCAGCCAAUGCUAUUACGACUUGUUUGGGCUUUGUUGGGGUGGUACUUUUCUGCAAAGUUUUUGACAUCCAUCCAUUUAGCAAAGAUUUCCUCGAUUGAUGAAGUAGGAUCUUCCUCUAUCGCCUCCUCCUCAGAGCCUGAAGAGAGUGGAUCCAUCCUAGUCUUUGCGCGAUGUGUCAUUUUGACACAUACAAGUUGGAGCACGCAUGAGGGUCUUACACCAAACGAUAGGUCGUAUACCAAAUAAAAUGUUUCUCGUCCAAACAGGACGAGAAACAUGGGAUACAUGAGUUCCUACUCUUUAGGGUUCAUGUACUGUACAUAGUUUUAGGUUCACUUAAUCCAGUGGGUUUCGACCUUCCCAAUGCCGCGACCCUUUAAUACCGUUCCUCAUGUUGUAGUGACCCCGCAACCAUAAUAUGAUUUUCGUUGCUACUUCAUUAACAUUUGUCUUCCAAUGGUCUCAAGUCAUUAAUAUGUGUUUUCCGAUGGUCUUAGGCGACCCCUGGUGUAAGCGUCGUUCGACCACCCAAAGGGGUCUCGGCCUACAGGUUGAGAACCGCUGACAUAAUCCGUUGGGGUGUGGUAGAUUGUGUGCCAACAAGAAAGAAUAUGCAGACAUGUUAACAUACUUAACAUAAAUUAGUAUGUAAACAAUUGUGUGAAAAAGUGUGUGGGUAUUUAAUGGGGAGCAAAAAGGGAGAUUGACAAGAUUGUCAGCUGGCGAAGCCAAAAGUACGUAAAGCAUUGACUGCACCAAAACUACUUAAAAUCCAAUCAACAAGAUGAAUGGCAUUUCUGUUCAUUUUCUUUAAAAAAAUAUUAAAAAACGGAUGUAAGUUGAUCUGCUUAAACUACAGAGGAAUCUCCCUCUUUCAUGUAAUGUACAAAAUCCUUACAAAAAUUACAGUAAGGAAAACUGGAAAGGGCAGUGAACAGAUCCUAGGGGACUAUACCAAUGCGGAUUCCGGCAGAAUAGGUCAACCACAGAUCCUAUUUUGACUAUUAGAUGUCUCCUGGAGAAAUGUUACGAAUAUAACAUCGACAUACACCAACUAUACGUGGAUUACAAAACAGCAUAUGAUAGCGUAGACAGGAAUUACUUAUACAAUGCUCUACAAGAACUUGGAGUUCCUAAAAAGCUUAUUCGGCUCAUACAUAUGCCGAUGGCCAACUCCAAAAGUAGAAUCAAGGUGCAGGGAGAAUACUCACGGGAGUUCCCAGUUAAUCAGGGCCUCAGACAAGGAGAUUCACUAUCAUGUAUCCUGUUUAACAUCAAGCCAGAAAAAGUUAUUAGAAAAAUACAUGUGGGCACCAGUGUAACCAUAACAAACUACUCCCAGAGAGGUAUUACAGAACAACAACCAUAUGGAACCUCAUAUACCCAGCCAUUGCAGUAUCUGGCAUACGCAUACGGUAUAACAGUAUUGACAUAUUUAAGCAUUCAGGGAACGUGAAAAUGCCUCAGUCAAGGCUUGUCUUGAUGUAAAUGAACCGAAGACAAAAUAUAUGAUAAUGUCACGAAACUCCCACGCUGAUGACAACAUCAAUAUAAACACCCACAGAUUUGAGAGAGUGGCUGCAUUCAAAUAUUUAGGGGCAACUAUAAACGAGCACAAUGUAAUAAUGUCGGAGGUUAAAGAAAGGAUAACAGCAGGCAACCGUUCCUAUUUCAGCCUCCAAAGCUACUGGAAAGCAAAGACCUCUAAAGGGGAGCAAAGGAGACAAUAUACACCACUAUCAAAAGACCGGUAGUAACGUACGCUAGUGAGACUUGGACCCUUACCAGAGAAGCAGAGAACUUUCUCAAUACAUUAGAAGGAAAAAGCCUCAGAAAAAAUAUAUGGCCUAGUGAUAGAAAAUGAUGUCUGGAGAUUCCGUACAAACCAAGAGCGAUACCAAUUGUACAAAGACCCACCCAUAGUCACAACGAAAGUCAGACUACGCUGGGCAGGACAUAUUGAAAGGAUGUCGGAAUGUUGAGCUGCCAAAGUGAUAUACAGGCAAAAGCCUCGGAGCAGAAGACCCACCGGUUGCCCAAGGCUGAAAUUGAUCGACGAUGGCGAGAAGGAUUUACAUCAGUUGGGGGUUUGCGCAUGGAGGCAGAAAGUCAUGGAUCGAUCCGAAUGGAAGGAUGUGGUGGAGCAGGCCAGGGCCCUACAAUGGCUGUAGCGCCAUCGAUGAUGUUCAGUUUCACCGCCGAAAUGCUGCGACUACACCCUUGAUCAAGUACCCUGGAACAGCUGCAGCUUGUGACACUCGGGCGGCCCUUCACGUUGCAGCCCUUAAUUAACGAAAAAACAUUAUGUUUAAAGUCUAUACCCAGAGAAAGUGAGCCUUAUAACGUUAAUGAAUUGGGCCGCAAAGGCCGUAGAAAGGCAAAAUAAUUGCCUCCCUGAGCUGACCGACCCCACCAAUCCCUUAUUUCUUCUUCCGUGUUUACAUACAUGGACAUAACUAAAUACACAAAUACAUCAUAAACAUAUUGUAUAACUUACUUUGAUGACAUAUUAUACAUUUAUGCCAUCCUCCAAGGUUCCCAUGUGAAGUGCCCCUCGGAUGUCAUUGACAGUAGAGAAGACAUUGUCAGUUUCUGUAUGAAAGAUAUUGAGGACUCCUCGCCGUCGACUGGGGACUAUUGCAGGUAAUAGAUUAUUUUUUUCAUAUGUUUCAAGGAAUGACUUUUUAGCAUGCAGGCCCAUAUUGAUAUGUGUAUCACCAGCUUCUCUCCCGACGGUUAUUGUAACGAGUAUAAGUCAAGAGACAUGAGUUCCACAUUGUGCUACAAUAUAAGUCAAGAGACAUGAGUUCCACAUUGUGCUACAAUAUAAGUCAAGAGACAUGAGUUCCACAUUGUGCUACAAUAUAAGUCAAGAGACAUGAGUUCCACAUUGUGCUACAAUAUAAGUCAAGAGACAUGAGUUCCACAUUGUGCUACAAUAUAAGUCAAGAGACAUGAGUUCCACAUUGUGCUACAAUAUAAGUCAAGAGACAUGAGUUCCACAUUGUGCUACAAUAUAAGUCAAGAGACAUGAGUUCCACAUUGUGCUACAAUAUAAGUCAAGAGACAUGAGUUCCACAUUGUGCUACAAUAUAAGUCAAGAGACAUGAGAUCCACAUUGUGCUACAAUAUAAGUCAAGAGACAUGAGUUCCACAUUGUGCUACAAUAUAAGUCAAGAGACAUGAGUUCCACAUUGUGCUACAAUAUAAGUCAAGAGACAUGAGUUCCACAUUGUGCUACAAUAUAAGUCAAGAGACAUGAGUUCCACAUUGUGCUACAAUAUAAGUCAAGAGACAUGAGUUCCACAUUGUGCUACAAUAUAAGUCAAGAGACAUGAGUUCCACAUUGUGCUACAAUACUAGAACACUUUGAGACGUUUGCAAGAGAUAUAAGUUCCACACUGGGUUACUAUACUGGAAAGCUUUAAGAGGUUUGCACGAGAUAAGAGUUCCACGCUGUGUUACUAUACUAGGAAACUAAUAAUAGAGAAUAAACUACUUCUUUUGAAAAUGCACAUUAAAAUAUUUUUUUUUUUAGAUUGAAAUACCUAAGUCCGUUAAUGUUUCUAUCAAAGGCUUUACAACGAGUGGUAGGAUAAGGUUACUUAAAAGUUUUACAGUAUUACCAUCUAGUCUUGGGGUUUGUGACACUAUGGCGCUACUACGAACUUGUUUGACACCUUUUGUCUUCCUCGUUCCUUCGGAUGUUCCCUCUGGCAACCUUCACAAAGCCUGAACAAACCAAGAAACAACCGUUUGGUUGGAACUAUCUUAUCAUAGCUGAGUUAACAGCUAGCAACUGCUCCUCAUCGCUGCUAGAAGCAGACGUCAAACAUGAAGCGAACUUUCGAACAACAUUUUUAAACUAACAGAACUAAUUUUUUUUUUUUUUUAAAUUUGAUUCUUCCCUCGAGAGAUGUUAGCAAAUAAUUGACAAUGUUGCCAUGUUUACAGAAAACUGUCAGAGGUUCCCAAGUGCGUUGAGAAGUUGCGACCCAUUUGUCCGCCCCACCUGGACGCUUACCGGGUGGACGGUGCCCUGAGCAUGCUGCAGGCCAUGUUGAAACAGAACUGUGAGUUGUCAGUUUGUCGUGACGAGAUUGUGAGGCCCCCGGGAGGGCAUUGACCCUCUACUCAAUUCAGUCCCUAUAUGUAGAGUUAAAUUCGUUGGCUCCGAAUUUUGCAGCAUACAUGUUGUGAUUUGUGGGGGAUGUUCUGGAAAAUAUUGUAGUUGUUAAGUAAUACAGGACAUUGUCUUCAUUUCGCAUUUCAGUUAUCUUACCGACUUAUUAAAACAUCGCUAAUUGACAUCUUUUAUUUUUAUGUCAGGCAAUGUGAGAAUACGAUGAGUGCACACUCAAAGAGCAACAUGAGGCAAACGGUAUUUCUUGACGAUGUAAAAACAACAAGUUCUAUCAAUGAUGAAACCUAGUGCCUUCAGGAGCAGUGCAGAAAACAAAAAAUUUACAAAUACAUUCAAGCAUUGUAAAUUUAUUGAUAAAACUAAAUGAUCUGAAACUAAACAGUUUCAACGCUAAUCUUGGAAAGAGAGUGUCUUAUCCACACCAAUGAAUCCUUUAAUUCUACUGUGCUAUCUGUAGGUUCAUGAUGUAAUACCUGU
This is a messenger RNA of Lymnaea stagnalis (great pond snail), 10132 nucleotides long. Lineage: Eukaryota; Metazoa; Mollusca; Gastropoda; Lymnaeidae. The record is from the annotation of a GenBank genome assembly.